ACAUGUAAGAAAGUAUACAAAUCAUCCCAAAUCUGGUAUAUAUUCUUCUGAUGAUUCUGAAAUCGAAGCUAAUCAACCUUCAGAAUCUUUUGAAUUUACUACUGAAGAAGAUGAAGUUACAAGUGAAUCUGAUGAUAGUGAAUCUGAUAAUAAUGGUGAUUUUGAAUUAUGCACCACUGGAUUAUGA
Messenger RNA from Funneliformis geosporum, 187 nucleotides. Lineage: Eukaryota; Fungi; Glomeromycota; Glomeromycetes; Glomerales; Glomeraceae. The record is from the annotation of a GenBank genome assembly.